AUGAGCAACAGUAGUAAUAUUCUGCAGCCGUCUCAGCCUGCCAUCUUCGUGGAGGAUAGCAGUGGGAAUAUAGAUACAUUCUCCCUGAUAGGCUCGCUGCCCCUACUAUUCGUCAAGACCAUCCUAAUUGGAAUCCCCCUCUUGCUUCUCUACGCAACGGCACAACGAAAAACUGCAUCCAGUCUCCCGCCGUUCCGAUGGCUUAUACAGCGUAUCAACGCCUGGCAGUAUCUGCUCUGGGGACCCAGUAUAAUCCAAAGGAAGUUUGACACUGCCAAAGGGGAGCCCUUUGAGGUCUUAGCCCCUGAUACGCGAUAUGUCUUUGUCUCAUCAGAGAAGCAUAUCAAUGAGCUUGAUACGGCGCCAGAUACGGUGCUUUCUCUUCAAGCCGCGUCAAAACAGAUGCUACAGCCUGUCUACACCAUGCAUGGCUUCAACUGGUUUGACCGGCGCGGCACGGAAGGCGUUGGGUUCAUCCGUGCUCUCCGAACGCUGUUAACCAAUAACCUCCCUCGUAUCCUACCCGAGGUUGGUUACCUGGUACGGAGGCGGCUCUCCAAGUUACACUCGGAGAGUCCCAUUCAAAAUGGAUCCAGAGUAUCGGCUAUUUACCCGAUGAUAGUAAACAUAGUUGUGCUGGCCAACGCGGUUUCAUUCUUCGGGAAGGACAUAGCAAAAAAUGAGAGCUUUAUGGUUUCUGCUCUUGCAUAUGUUGAAGAAACUUUGAUUUGCGCCGAAAUAGUGCGCCUGACGCCGAAGUUUCUUUCUCCUCUCAUCGGUGGAAUCAUCGCGCACAGACUUCACUCGCACCAGAAGAUAUUUGAUACUUUGCUUCAAAUUGCCGAAGAGCGGUGUCAGGAGAGGGACCUGAAAAAUCUAGGACAUCAAGUUCCCAAGCAUGAUGAUUGUAUUCAAUGGAUCAUGGAGACGUCGCCACGAAAGAACCCUUGGACGGCAAAGCGAGUAGUUCACGAAGUGAUGGCUAUUUGGUUUGGCUCAGUUCAUGCUUUAUCAACCACAAUAACAUUCGCUAUUCAUGACUUAUCCUUACACCCCGAGUAUGUUGAGCCUCUCCGCAAUGAGCUUUCGACCUCCUACGAGGCUUUUGAGCGUACUGGAGACGGUCUCCCGCUCCUCGAUAGCUUUAUCAAAGAGUCGGCCCGUUUGACCCCCGUUGAAUCAAUGAGCACACGCCGAUCUGCUUUGAAGCCAUUUAUCAUUUCCGAUGGGACGAAGCUUGCUCCAGGUGAUUGGGCUUGCACACCCGUUCGAGCCAUUAUGCAGAAUGCCGACCUUUAUCCUUCACCCCUCGAUUUCCAGGGAUUCCGCUUUGUAGAUAAAGAAACUCUUGAGCAACUCAACAUUGACGCGAAGGUCACUCAAUCAAAGCCUUCGAGCCUGACUACUGUUGACAACACCUGGCAUGUCUGGGGAACUGGGCGAAUGGCUUGUCCCGGCAGGUUUUAUGCCGCAGCAAUCAUGAAGGUCAUCGUUUCGCAAAUGCUACUUAAUUAUGAUUGCGAGCUUGUUGAGAAAGAGAGUUCACGUUGGUUUACCUGGCGUUCCAGCAUGCUCCCGAAGCCCAGUACCACUGUCGUUCUCACGCAUAGAACCGAGGAGAAAUCGAUGGCUACUUUGGUUACCUAGCUAUGUAAUAAUGCGAGAUUUAUGAUAGGGCAUCGUGGGAAAGGAGUGCUUCGUAUUAUUGAUAAGGUUGGUAGCUCUUAGCUUGGGGUAGACGUAGUUCAAAUCAGCUGGCAGAUUUCUAUCCUUUUCUUAGAUAUGUCAAAGUUGUCGACUGGGUAUCUAGUGAAUACUUGUCCCCAGAGGCUUUUCUACAUAUUAGGGUAGGAGGCGUCCUAUAAGCGCUAUAUUUCACUUGAAUGCUCUUCAUGGUCCCCGACCUUGUAGUCCCCGAACUACCAACGUUCUCGCUAGGUACAUCAUCAUGCAAUGACAGGCUGCGUAGCAAAUGUCAUUCACCGCCAGCAUUGUAAUAUAUCAAACAGCCUUUGGACUUGCGUCAUUAAGUUUUGCAAAGCUCCGAUAUUGCACCGUUUUCAAAGGAGGUUGGUGAAGGGUAUGUACAAGAGGGGGAGAGAAGGAAUGGCGAUCCCCGUUCUGUUGGUAACACUGCAUAUGUAGUAGAAAGAUGCUCCUACUUGAUCAUUCAUACCUGUUAGGACCAUAUAUGUCAGGGUU
This is a messenger RNA of Annulohypoxylon truncatum, 2202 nucleotides long. Its product is annotated as cytochrome P450. The transcript has 11 exons. The coding region runs from base 1 to 1647 and encodes 548 amino acids. NCBI's taxonomy places the organism in Eukaryota, Fungi, Ascomycota, Sordariomycetes, Xylariales, Hypoxylaceae. The record is from RefSeq and is a predicted model, not a curated record. Gene Ontology annotation, molecular function: monooxygenase activity; oxidoreductase activity, acting on paired donors, with incorporation or reduction of molecular oxygen; heme binding.